GAUGUGGUUUGCAAUGAAUGCGAUAAGAAAUUCAAGAAUAACAAGUCUUUAGGCAUACAUAUGGCCCGAAAGCAUAACAUUCGGGGCAAAUGUCAGACCAUUACGUGCUAUAAAUGUGGGCAAAAGGUAUGGAAAUUACGGCUAAGGGAUCACAUGAAAGAAGAGCAUAAUAUUAGCGGCUAUUCCACUGAGAAGAAGAGGGCAGAGCUGUCCUGCACUUGGCCUGACUGUGGCCUCUCAUUCAGAUCCCAAGCGGCUCUCGAUAAGCACUACGGGGGACAUACCGGUGAUCUGCCCUUCAAGUGCCAGUGGCCGGGAUGUGAUCAACAAUACGAUAAACCGUCGCGACUGGACGGACACAUGACAAUGCAUACGGGAGAGAAGCCAUACGAGUGUGAUUGGCCCGAAUGUGGCAAAUCAUUCCGACACUUAUCCACACUUCGAUGCCAUAGUUUUACUCAUAACAGAGACACUCCUCGAAAGCAUGUCUGCUAUUAUCCCGGAUGUGACAAAUCAUUUAUCUGUCCCUCAAAGCUAACGGAACACGUGUUCAGCACCCAUAAGAAGGACGAGAAGCCAUUCAAAUGCCAUCACGAGGGCUGCAAAUCCACGUUCAUAUCCAAGAAGAAUCAGAGACUACUACACGCGUCUACGCGGCCCCGAUUCUGGUGCUCUAUAACGGGGUGUAAGCGCUCUUUUUACGAGCAAAAGGCACUCGAAAAACAUGAACAAAAAAGUCACGUAAAAGAGCCUAAAGUGAAGAAACCCCGCAAGAAAUGGGUGCCUCCGCCCGGCUAUAAACGGUUCGCUUACACCACCAAAAAUGCUCAGUGCGAUUGGCCCGGAUGUGACUAUAAGGCCGAAUACCAGGGCAAAGUGAAUGUGCAUAAAAUGCGUGCCCACACGGGCGAGAAGCCGGUGGCCUGCGGUUGGCCGGGCUGUACGUAUCGCGCCGUUCGCAAGUGCGAGAUCGACAUUCAUAUGCGAAAGCACACGGGAGAGGCGCCCUAUCCGUGCGAACUGCCCAACUGCGGCCGUAGGUUCAAAUCGCAGCGCGCGCUCGACACACAUUGGCAUAAAAACCAUAAUAUGUAAUAACGUAUUUACAUUA
Molecule: messenger RNA, 1111 nt
Organism: Medioppia subpectinata
Lineage: Eukaryota; Metazoa; Arthropoda; Arachnida; Sarcoptiformes; Oppiidae
Source: the annotation of a GenBank genome assembly